CCGAGCAAAGCCCGCGCUCCUCCCUCCCACCAAUCACGGCGCGCGAUCGCUCCCGGAUUUGCAUAACCACGCCCUCACCCCGCCUGUAUUUUGGUGCCGGCGCUGCCCGGGCCGGACUCGGAGCGGAGGAGGAGCGGGAGGAAGAGGAGGGGGAGAAGGAGGAGGAGGAAGAGGAGGGACAAAGGAAGAGGAGGGACAACGGAACAGGAACAGCGGGAGGAAGAGGCGCCCCAACACCACGCGGUUCCCGCGCUCCGGCCGCAGCUGCCCCGGCCCCGCCGGCAUCGCCCCCCGGAGCCCGCAGAGCAGGAGCUGAGCAUGGAGAGCAGCGAGGAGCUGGUGGCUGAGGCCGUUGGGAGCGGCUCCACGGCUCGGCAGGGAGAAGCCAACGGGGAGGAGAAGCCGCGGAGAUCCCCGAGCAGGAGGGGCUGCAAAGGCAGAGCGCGGGGAUCCGAGGGGGAAAGAGGCAGCCUGGGCCAUGGAGGGGCUCAGAGAUCCGAGCUGGGGCUCCAUGAGCAGCUCCAGGGUGGGGUGGAGAAACCCCACAAGUGCUCCGAGUGUGGGAAGAGCUUCAAGAGGAGAUCCUGCCUGAUUGUGCACCAGAGAAUCCACACGGGAUCUGAUGGUGAAAAACCCACCCUGGACCAGGGUCAGAGCCCAGAGCUGGGGGUCCAUGAGCAGCUCCAGGGUGGGCAGGAGAAGCCCAACCAUUGCUCCGAGUGUGGGAGGAGCUUCAGGAGGAGAUCCACCCUGAAUGUCCACCUGAGGAGCCACACGGGGGAGAGGCCCUAUGAGUGUGAUGAAUGCCAUCAGACAUUUUACAAAAAUUCUGAUCUCAUCAGUCACCAGCUCAUUCACACCAACGAGCGGCCAUUUUGCUGUCCUGAUUGUGGGAAGGGAUUCAGGCAAAGCUCCAGCCUCAUCCUCCACCAGCGAAUCCACACUGGGGAGAGGCCCUAUGAGUGUGGGGAGUGUGGCAGGAGCUUCAGGUGUAGGUCCGUACUGACUCUCCACCAGAGGAGGCACACGGGGGAACGACCCUACCAGUGUGACCAGUGCCAGAAGAGGUUUUCGAGGAGCAAUGAUCUCGUGGGGCACCAGCGCUCACACACGGACGAGAGGCCCUUCCUGUGCCCUGACUGCGGGCAGCGCUUCAACUGCGUCUCCACCGUCAAGAGGCACCGGCGCAUCCACAGCGAGGAGAGGCCCUACAAGUGUGGUCAGUGCCAGAAGAGGUUUCAGAGGAGCUCCAAUCUCCUCAGCCACCAGCUCAUCCACACCGGGGAGAGGCCGUUCUAUUGCCGUGAGUGUGGGAAGGGAUUCAGACACAUCUCUGUCCUCAUCGUCCACCGGCGCAUCCACACCGGGGAGAGGCCCUACGAGUGUGAUCAGUGCCAGAAGAGUUUUACGAGCAGCAGCGUGCUCCGCCAGCACCAGCUCAUUCACACCGAGGAGAGGCCGUUCCGCUGCCGUGACUGCGGGCAGGGCUUCAGGCGCAACUCUGCCCUCAUCGACCACCGGCGCAUGCACACCGGGGAGAGGCCCCACGAGUGUCCCCACUGUGGGAAGAGCUUCGCCAGGAGCUUCACCUUGACCAAGCACCAACGCACCCACUCUGUAUCGCUCCCAGCGCUCCCAGUAUCGCUCCCAGUGCAGAGAGGAGGGAAAGAAGGAGGAGCGGGAGGAGGAAGAGGAGGGACUGAGGAGGAAGGAAAGGAGGAGCAGGAGCGCGAGAGGAGGAGGAAGAGGAGGGACAGAGGAAGAGGAGGAGCGGGAGGAAGCGCGGCCGCAUCAGCCCCGGAGCCCGCAGAGCAGGAGCUGAGCAUGGAGAGCAGCGAGGAGCUGGUGGCUGAGGCCGAGCUGGGGCUCCACGAGCAGCUCCAGGGUGGGCAGGAGAAGCCCCACGGGUGCUCCGAGUGUGGGAAGAGCUUCAGGUGGAGAUCGUCCCUGGUCCGCCACCGCAGGAUCCACACGGGAGAACGCCCCUACGUGUGUGGGGUGUGUGGGAAGAGCUUCAACACCAGGUCCUACCUGAUCGUCCACCAGAAGAUGCACAACGGCGAGAGGUCCUACGAGUGCGGGCUGUGCGGGAAGAGCUUCAGCACCAGCUCCCACCUGAUCGUCCACCAGAGGAACCACACCGGCGAGAGGCCCUACGAGUGCGACGUGUGCCAGAAGAGGUUCCCGAGCAGCUCCACGCUCCGUGGCCACCAGAGGAUCCACACCGAGGAGCGGCCGUUCCGCUGUCCCGAGUGUGGGAAGGGCUUCAGGGAGAACUCCACGCUCACCACGCACCGCAGGGUCCACACCGGGGAACGCCCCUACGCGUGCGGGCAGUGCGGGAAGAGCUUCAGCACCAGCUCCUACCUGGUGGUCCACCAGAGGACGCACAGCGGGGAGAAGCCCUACGAGUGCGGGGUGUGCGGGAAGAGCUUCGGCAGGAGCUCGCAGCUGAUCGUCCACCACAGGAGCCACACCGGGGAGCGGCCCUACGAGUGUCCCCAGUGCGGGAAGGGCUUCACCAACAGCUCCAACCUGAUUGUCCACCAGAGGAGCCACGCUGCGGAGAAACCCUGCGAGUGCGAGCAGUGCCGCCGGAGGUUCAGGAGCGUCGGGGAGCUCGUGGUGCACCAGCGCUCGCACGUGGAGGAGAAGCCGUUCCACCUUCUGGAGUGUGGGCAGAGCUUCAGUGACAGCUCCAAGCUGGUGAAACCCCGGUUCAUCCACGGUGAGGAGCGCGAGGAGAACUUCAGCGGGAGCUCCAGGCUGGUUGUCCACCAGAAGGACCACACUGAGGAGUGUGAGGAGAAUUUCAGCGGGAGCUCCAGCCUGGUUAUCCGCCAGAGGAACCACACUGAGGAGAACUUCAGCAAGAGCUCCAGCCUGAUCGUCCACCAGAGGGCUGAGGAGAGACCCUAUGAGUGUGAGAACUUCAGUGAGAGCUCCAGCCUGAUCAUCCACCAGAGGGACCACGCUGAGGAGAAACCCUAUGAGUGUGAGAACUUCAGUGGGAGCUCCAGCCUGGUCGUCCACCAGAAGGACCACACUGAGAAGAGACCCUAUGAGUGUGAGGAGAACUUCAGCAAGAGCUGCAGCCUGAUUGUCCACCAGAGGGACCACGUUGAGGAGAACUUAAGUGAGAGCUCCAGCCUGAUUGUCCACCAGAGGGACCACGCUGAGGAGAGGCCCUACGAGUGUGAGAACUUCAGCGGGAGCUCCAGGCUGGUCGUCCACCAGAAGGACCACACUGAGGAGUGUGAGGAGAACUUCAGCGAGAGCUCCAGCCUGAUUGUCCACCAGAAGGACCAUGCUGAGGAGAGGCCCUACGAGUGUGAGAACUUCAGUGGGAGCUCCAGCCUGGUUGUCCACCAGAAGGCUGAGGAGAGGCCCUACGAGUGUGAGAACUUCAGCGAGAGCUCCAGCCUGGUCAUCCACCAGAGGAACCACACUGAGGAGAACUUCAGCGGGAGCUCCAGGCUGGUUGUCCACCAGAAGGACCACACUGAGGAGUGUGAGGAGAACUUCAGCGGGAGCUCCAGGCUGGUUGUCCACCAGAAGGACCAUGCUGAGGAGAAACCCUAUGAGUGUGAGAACUUCAGUGAGAGCUCCAGGCUGGUUAUCCGCCAGAGGAACCACACUGAGGAGAACUUCAGUGAGAGCUCCAGCCUGAUUGUCCACCAGAAGGACCACACUGAGGAGAGACCCUAUGAGUGUGAGGAGAACUUCAGCAAGAGCUCCAGCCUGAUCGUCCACCAGAGGGACCACGUUGAGGAGAACUUAAGUGAGAGCUCCAGCCUGAUUGUCCACCAGAAGGACCACACUGAGGAGAGACCCUAUGAGUGUGAGGAGAACUUCAGCAAGAGCUCCAGCCUGAUUGUCCACCAGAGGGACCACGUUGAGGAGAGGCCCUACGAGUGUGAGAACUUCAGUGAGAGCUCCAGCCUGAUUGUCCACCAGAGGAACCACGUUGAGGAGAGGCCCUACGAGUGUGAGAACUUCAGUGAGAGCUCCAGCCUGAUUGUCCACCAGAGGAACCACGUUGAGGAGAGGCCCUACGAGUGUGAGGAGAUCUCCAGCCUGGUCAUCCACCAGAGCGACCACGUUGAGGAGAGGCCCUACGAGUGCGACCAGUGCCACCAGAGGUUCUACACCACCGCCACGCUCCUCAAGCACCAACGCGGCCACGCCGAGGAGCGGCCGUUCUGCUGCCCCGACUGCGGGAAGAGCUUCAAGAGCAACUCAGCCCUGGUGGUCCACCAGCGCAUCCACACCGGCGAGAGGCCCUACGAGUGCGACCGCUGCUGGAAGAGCUUCCACACCACGUCCGACCUCCUCCUCCACCAGCGCGUCCACGCGGACGAGAGGCCCUUCCGCUGCCCCGACUGCGGGGUGGGCUUCAAGCACAACUCCACGCUGGUCAAGCACAGGAGGACCCACACCGGGGAGCGUCCCUACGUGUGCUGGCAGUGCGGGAAGAGCUUCGGCGCCAGCUUCAGCCUGGUUGUCCACCACAGGAGCCACACCGGGGAGCGGCCCUACGAGUGCGGGGAGUGCGGCAAGAGCUUCUCGCAGAGCUCGGGGCUGGCGGCCCACCAGAGGUGUCACACCGGGGAGCGGCCCUACGCGUGUCCCCGGUGCGGGAGGAGCUUCUCGCAGAGCUGCAACUUGGCCAGGCAUCGGUGCAGGGCGCGGGAGGAGCUCCGCGAGCUGCUCCGGGCCCGCGGUCCGCAGGAGAAGACAACCUGGAUGGUGCCCGGCGGGCAGCACGCGGGUUUGGAGGACGCCUGGGUGAAGGUUCCUCAUCCUCCUGGGUUUGUCAACUUCUGAGCCAGAAAAAUCUCAUUUUUCCCAUCUUUUUUGGUGGUCUUCAGCAACACUUGAAGGUCUUCUCCGCCAUCAAUCCGUCCACCAUGAUGGAUUGAUCCCCAGUGAGCCCAGGUGGGCAGAACCCAGGUGAUCCAGGUUUGGAGGACACCUGGCUGAGGGUUCUACAUCCUCUUGGAUUUGUCAACUUCUAACCCCCAAAAAAUCUCAUUUUUUCCAUCUUUUGGUGGUCUUAAGAAGACAUGGAUGUCUUCUCCACCAUCAGUCUCCCGUGGGAGGAUCUGCUGUGGAUGGUCCCCACUGAUUCCUGUUGA
Molecule: messenger RNA, 5138 nt
Organism: Melospiza melodia melodia
Lineage: Eukaryota; Metazoa; Chordata; Aves; Passeriformes; Passerellidae
Product: zinc finger protein 850-like
Exons: 5
Coding region: 319-4827 (1502 amino acids)
Biological process (GO): regulation of transcription by RNA polymerase II
Cellular component (GO): nucleoplasm
Molecular function (GO): protein binding; RNA polymerase II cis-regulatory region sequence-specific DNA binding; DNA-binding transcription repressor activity, RNA polymerase II-specific
Source: RefSeq, a predicted model, not a curated record